Messenger RNA from Tilletiaria anomala UBC 951, 722 nucleotides. RefSeq lists its product as uncharacterized. The coding region runs from base 276 to 659 and encodes 127 amino acids. The record is from RefSeq and is a predicted model, not a curated record. The transcript has a single exon. NCBI's taxonomy places the organism in Eukaryota, Fungi, Basidiomycota, Exobasidiomycetes, Georgefischeriales, Tilletiariaceae.
GGAUACGCAGCAUACAGCAGGCUGGUGAAUAAGGCUUGCAAUUUGACGGGUUUUGUGUUGUUCCAAGUGGCCAACGCAGAUCGGGAUUCUGGAGAGAUCUUGGCAAUGUUGCCGUUGCAAAAGGCGAUGGCUAUAGAAAGCCGCAGCAUCGUUUACUUGGCUAGGGUGGGUCAUGAGCGAGUCAAAGCAGAGGUUAGGCCGACUUAAUUGUCAAGAGAUCUGCCGAGCCGAAGACGACGUAUCACCACAAACGAGCGGAGUGAUAUGAACGUGGUAUGUAUGCGCUGGUGCCUAGUAUACGUCUAUGUAGACAGCACGCAGCGAGGAAGGCAUUCCGUAGGUGUCAGUUGGUGUCAGCCAAACUCAACUUGUUUCGCAGACGGAGCUGUGGAAGGCUGCGGGCAAUUGGAACCCGCGACGUUGCGUUUGGCACAUACUGUAUGCACUUUGUAGCUGGUAAUAGCACAUCCAUGUGCAGCGCGUACGCCGUACAUGCUCCGGCGGCUGGAAUCUGCUGGAAUGUUUUCAGGGCCGUAAGGACCGCAUACAGGGGAUUGGUUAGGGGGGAAAACGAACACGACUGUUGUGACGAGUUUGACAUGUGCGUGGCCUCCUUGUCUUGCCUUUGUGUUGAUCUCGUGACUCAGCGCAUUCUUUAGCGCGAGCAUGUCUCUGCAUCAAUGCACAGACCGCUCACCGGCACUGCACUACUAUCAGACGCC